Messenger RNA from Esox lucius (northern pike), 2600 nucleotides. RefSeq names its product UDP-N-acetyl-alpha-D-galactosamine:polypeptide N-acetylgalactosaminyltransferase 14 (GalNAc-T14) (gene galnt14). NCBI's taxonomy places the organism in Eukaryota, Metazoa, Chordata, Actinopteri, Esociformes, Esocidae. The record is from RefSeq and is a predicted model, not a curated record. Bases 228 to 1889 code for a protein of 553 amino acids. The transcript has 15 exons. Gene Ontology annotation, cellular component: Golgi apparatus.
GGUAGAGUAGAUCGCUGUGUGCUUCCAGUCGGGUCAUAGAGAAUCUCGCAACCAGAGCGAUCAUCGGACACGCGUCUGGAGCAAGCGUGUAGGUUUAGGGAAGAGGAACCAGAUAAUGUAACAGUAUCGUGCAAAACCACCACUCCUGAACCGACUUUUCUGGAAAUGUGGUACUAGAUUGCCCCACAAAUAAAGGGGCGAAAUCUGCUCCAGUAACUCAUUAGAAAAUGAAACGGCUUUCUCGAAAGCUGACUUUGGCUUUGGUGGUUAUUUUCUGGAUUGCUGCACUACUGUAUUUAAUACUCCUAAGUAGGCAGAAAGUAUCGGACCUGGGGACCAAAGAAGCACAGUACGGAAAGAUUUCUGAUGCGGAAUGGGACGAACUGCUGGAAGAGUUUGAAGAGAAGAACUACCUCAACGCCAGACGAUGGAAACCAGGACAGGACCCAUACAAACUGUUUGCCUUUAACCAGAGGGAGAGUGAACGAAUCCCCAGCAACAGAGCUCUUCGAGACACACGCCAUUACAGGUGCACCGAGUUACAUUAUGACCCCGAGCUGCCAUCCACCUCCAUCAUCAUCACCUUCCACAACGAGGCCCGAUCCACUCUGCUACGCACCAUCCGGAGUGUGCUGAAUCGGACGCCAGUCCACCUAAUUCACGAGAUUCUCCUGGUAGAUGACUACAGCGAGGACGCGAACGACUGCCUUCUACUCAACAAGUUGCCCAAAGUAAAGUGUUUUCGGAAUGACAGGAGGGAAGGUCUGAUCCGCUCCAGGGUGCGUGGGGCGAACGCAGCCAAGGCCGGCGUCCUGACCUUCCUGGACAGCCACUGUGAGGUCAAUAAGGACUGGCUGCCCCCACUGCUGCAGAGGAUCAAGGAGGACCCGACCUGUGUGGUGAGCCCAGUGAUCGACAUCAUCAACAUGGAUACGUUUGCCUACGUAGCAGCCUCCUCUGACCUCCGUGGAGGCUUUGACUGGAGUCUACAUUUCAAAUGGGAGCAGUUGUCGGCCGAGCAGAAAGCCAGGAGAGCUGACCCCACUGAACCCAUUAAGACGCCUAUCAUCGCCGGAGGGCUGUUUGUGAUUGACAAGUCGUGGUUCAACCAUCUGGGGAAGUAUGACACGGCCAUGGACAUCUGGGGCGGAGAGAACUUUGAGAUCUCGUUCCGGGUGUGGAUGUGUGGAGGGAGCUUGGAAAUUAUUCCUUGCAGCAGAGUCGGCCAUGUCUUUCGCAAGAAACACCCCUACAUCUUCCCUGAGGGCAACGCCAAUACCUACAUCAAGAACACCAGACGCACAGCGGAGGUGUGGAUGGAUGAGUUCAAGCUCUUCUACUACUCGGCUCGUCCUGCAGCGCGGGGCAAGUCCUAUGGCGACAUUCACAGCAGGGAAGAGCUUCGCAAGAGUCUCAAGUGCAAAUCCUUCAAGUGGUAUCUGGACAAUGUCUACCCAGAGCUCAAAGUGCCAGAUGAUUCAGACUCAAAGUCGGGGGUGAUUCGUCAAAGACAGAAUUGUCUGGAGUCCCGGAUGGCGGAGGGACAGGAUCUCCCCUCUCUCACAAUGGGACCCUGUAUUGGAACCAAAGCUGUGCCAGCACUCAAUCAGGAGUGGAUCUACACACAUGGCCAGCAGAUCCGCCAGCAGCAGCACUGCCUCUCUCUGUCCACCACCUUCCCUGCCUCCCAGGUCAUGCUCAUGCCCUGCAACAUCGGUGACGGGAAACAGCGUUGGCAGAAGUCAGGCACCCACCUGGAGCAUCUGGCCUCCCACUUCUGCCUGGACAGUGAGAUGGCAUUAGAUGGCAUGGAGAGCAGCAAGAUGCUGGUGAUCAGCCCCUGUGAACUAACAGCCUACACCCAGAGAUGGGAGAUGUACUUCUCUUGAUCCACCUGCAUCACUUCCUGUGGAGGAGGAAUACCCUAUAAGCACGUAUGAGCUUUCAGAAAGAGACAGGGGGAAUAGAGAGGAGGGACACCAAAGUUAAAGGGUAUUUUUCAGUCGCUGAGAUUAGUCUUUAUAAGAUGACAGGGACUUGGACUGACAUGAGCACAUUCAAGUGUUUAACAGGACAUUCAGCAGGCUGAAGUCAUGUAUUGUGGGCUGAUUCUGAUUGAAAUACGGUGGACACGUUUUCAUUACUCUUGUCAUGGAAACUCAUGUGAUCUGUCAGGACUAUUUUCCUAAGUGCUGCUUCACAUAUAAAAGUUGUGAUUAAGACUUCAAUAGAUCUCUGUUAGGACAUUUGAAUGGUGAUCAAAUAUGGAUUGUAGCUAGGAUUCAGUUAUUUGAAAUGGCUUUUUCAAGGAUAAUGGCUAUGAUACUGAAAACCACACAAGCUUUGUGUGUUGCGAUGUCAAAACUGGAAAUAAAACAAAUCUAGAAAAUGUUUGUUAUUUUUGUGGUCUACAGUGUUGUUAAAAAAUUGUUGGCCUGUUUCUGAUUUGGAUAUUUUUGUCACUGUUUUCAGAUCUUCAAACAUAUCCUAAUAUUAGCUACAGGGCACCAGAGUGAACACAAUAUUUCUAAACUUGUUUAAGUUAUGUAAUUAAUUAAGUAAUGCAGCACCAAAUGAUCCCCUGCAAAUCAUGAUUGCCC